Molecule: messenger RNA, 933 nt
Organism: Rhodofomes roseus
Lineage: Eukaryota; Fungi; Basidiomycota; Agaricomycetes; Polyporales; Fomitopsidaceae
Exons: 1
Coding region: 223-702 (159 amino acids)
Source: RefSeq, a predicted model, not a curated record
GCGGCGAGGAUGCGGCAGCAGCGCAGGUGUGUUUCGCGCUCGACGUCUGGUAGGUGCGCCGCUCGAGUACGAGGUCCGGAGAGACCUAGUUGGUGCUAGGCUGGCCGAACACGUUGGCGGGCCUCGUUCCUGGCAUCUCAUUUCGCGCCUGCAUCCUGUCUUCUGUGGUCGGGUUCGUGAUAACUGGCCUGCGUCCGCCGGAGGCGGGAGGCGCCGCACGUGAUGGCACCGGCGCGCACACACACAAGUUCGGCGCUGGGGACACUCGGGAUCGAUAAUGCGCCUUGCUUAUCGGAUCUUGGUACUCGUCCAUGCACGCUGCUCGCGAGGGGGAGGGGAAUGGAGAGGACCUGCAAGGCAGCUAUCGUCUCAGCUAUCGCUAUCGGGUCCGCCGCCUUGCGGUGGGAGAGGAAAUGGUCCGAAGGCUGCACUAUGCCUCUCGCCGGCGGUGGUGCCUGCUUCUGCUACUUCUCUGUUCUGAUCAAGGCGGUGAGUUCGCCAUGUUGUUCUCUGGAAGUCGCAUCAGCUGCUCUGUCCGUCCGAAGGCAAGAAGACUGGGAUGCAGCGCACCUGUGGUGGCCAUCGCUGUAUUGCGGUUCGCCCGCCCGUGACAACUUUGGUGGCCAGGCUCGUGGGGCGAAUUUGAAUUCGCACUGUGGCGUCAAUCCGUCAGGCCGAACAAGGACAGUAAACACCUCGUAAACACUCUGUUUGUGUCGUACUUUCGACACUCUUGGCAGCGGUGCAACUCUCCUGCAUUUCGGGUCCGCCAACGGCUCGCGCUGGCCGGUCUGCGGAUACAGACAUGCCGAGCGCAAUGUACCUGCAGCAUGCUGCUAUGGGCAAAGGGCAAUGGUGUGCAGAAUCGCCGCAUGCGGUAGGUGGUGAUGGCGCAAUCCGCCUCGAGGCUCUCCUUCGGGCAGCUUGUGUACC